ACUUACAUAGUGCCAGGCACUGUGUGAUUUAUAAAUAUUAACUAAAUCCUCAUAUGAACCAUAUGAAGUAGGUAGUAUUAUCAUCCCUAUUUUACAAUGAGGAAACCUAGGCAUUAAGAGUCAGGUAACAUCUCAAGGUCAAAUAACUAAUAAGUGGGAGACAUGGCAUCUGAACCUAGGUACUCUGGCCCCAAAGUCUGUACUCUUACAACUAUACUGUUAAAUGAACAUGGAUAGUCCAUGGUAAAGGAACUUGCCUGUAGCAUAAACUUAUCAAAUAGAGGGGGAAGAAUAGGUAGGUCAUCAUUGCACCUUUCCAGUAGAACAGGGAGAAUCUGAGAGUAUUAGAUAGGAGCUCUGGUGGCACGGUGGUUAAGAGCUCAGCUGCUGACCAAAAGGUUGGCAGUUCGAAGCCACCGGCUACUCCUUGGAAACCCUUUGAGGCAGUUGUGCUCUGUCCUGUAGGGUCGUUAUGAGUCGGAAUCGACUCGACGGCAAUGGGAAAUUAACUCUAAGCUAAAAAUUGGGAGGGCGGGAGAAUUGUCUUUAACUUUGAGUUCUUAUAACAGCUAUCUCAUAGCACUGCUGUAAGGAAAAAAUUCUGUUUCUCUACUAUCAAAUUAGAGAAUAGGAAUCAAAUUGCGCAUGCUCAUAAAAUUUAAACGUUUAGCUACAUCUUGGAUAUAUCUGUUUUAACUUGUUUAUUUGUGUAUGUCUUCUUUUCUAGGUUUUUUUAAAAAAUAUUUUUCUAAUUGAAAGCUGCCUCGUUUUAUGUUUCAAGGAUGGCUGUCCCUCUGAUUGUAAAAUGGGGUGGACAGGAAUAUUCAGUGACCACACUUUCAGAAGAUGAUACUGUGUUAGAUCUCAAACAGUUUCUCAAGACCCUUACAGGAGUGCUGCCAGAACGCCAGAAGUUACUUGGACUCAAAGUUAAAGGCAGACCUGCAGAAAAUGAUGUUAAGCUUGGAGCUCUCAAACUGAAACCAAAUACUAAAAUCAUGAUGAUGGGAACUCGUGAGGAGAGCUUGGAAGAUGUCUUAGGUCCACCCCCUGACAAUGAUGAUGUUGUCAACGACUUUGAUAUUGAAGAUGAGGUAGUUGAAGUAGAAAAUAGAGAAGAAAACCUACUGAAAAUUUCUCGCAGAGUUAAAGAGUACAAAGUGGAAAUUUUAAAUCCUCCCAGAGAAGGGAAAAAGCUUUUAGUACUAGAUGUUGAUUAUACAUUAUUUGACCAUAGGUCUUGUGCAGAGACUGGGGUAGAAUUAAUGCGGCCAUAUCUUCAUGAGUUCCUAACAUCUGCAUAUGAGGAUUAUGACAUUGUUAUUUGGUCUGCAACAAAUAUGAAGUGGAUUGAAGCUAAAAUGAAAGAACUGGGAGUGAGCACGAAUGCAAACUAUAAGAUUACCUUCAUGUUGGACAGUGCUGCUAUGAUAACAGUGCAUACCCCAAGGAGAGGAUUAAUAGAUGUAAAACCUCUUGGUGUUAUAUGGGGAAAGUUUUCAGAGUUUUACAGCAAAAAAAACACCAUUAUGUUUGAUGACAUAGGAAGAAAUUUUCUAAUGAACCCACAGAAUGGACUAAAGAUAAGACCUUUCAUGAAAGCGCACCUAAAUCGAGAUAAAGACAAAGAACUUUUAAAAUUAACUCAAUACCUCAAGGAAAUAGCAAAAUUAGAUGACUUUUUGGAGCUAAAUCACAAAUAUUGGGAAAGGUAUCUCUCAAAGAAGCAAGGACAGUAAUUAUAAGUUAUACUGCAGUUAUUGAAGAUACUUGAGAUCCACGAACUUCUUGCUUUUAUGCUAGAACUCAUUAUGAUAGUGCCGGACACUGAAGCAAAUUCCAGAUUGCUUAUACUUUGUCUUCCAGUUUUUUGUAAAUUUAAUUUUAUAUUUUUUGAAGAUCAUAGCAAUAUGCUUUAAAAAUUCCAUUUUUUCCUAUAUGUAUAUGCUGUUACUCUUGAAAAAAUAUUCUCCAGCAUUGAUUACUAAAUUUUUUCUCACCCCACCCCCAAAACAAAAUGGAUAAAAAUGUAUGCUCAACAAUGUUAUUUUGUUACUUUGGAGACAAAUUUUGUCUUGUGUUUUUGUCUCACUAACUCUAAGAUCAAACUCAUCCUGAAACUAGUGUUUUUCCAUUUCAAACCAGAAAAAAAAAAAGUAUUUGAGUAAAGGACCUAAUAUUUAAGUAUGUAUAAAUUACCAGAAAAAAAAAGUGUUUGAGUAAAGGACCUAGUAUUUAAGUAUGCUUAAAUUACCAAGAAUCUUAUUGCUUUGUCAUAGACACAAUUUCUCGUCUGUACUCCACUGCUUAGAUCUCUAAAUUCUGAGCUAUGUCAAUUUGAUCUGUAUGUCUGACAUGUUCUUUAAGUAAAACUGGAAAUUGUCAGCCGUGAUACAGAUAUACCAUAGUAUGAGAAAUAGAAAACAUGAGACUAAAGAGUAAAAUAAGGAACAAGAAUGAGUCUCUUUUUGGUGGCUUAAAUUGAAGUACUUCUGCCCAAAACCAUUGUCAUAAAAGCAGUGAAAGGCACUAAACUUUAAAUUGGAACAUAUCACUGUUUCAGCCCUAAAAAGCAUGAACAAAAGUUUUUGUUCUGUUCCAGCUAUAUCUUGUCUAAGUGCAAACACUGUGCUUCAGUAAAAACACCGCCAUAGGAUUAAAAAACAUUUUUGCAUUGCGUAAGCCUGUGCUAUAGAUAUGUAAUGUGACUACUGUUUUGUGUUGACAGUAUUGCUUUAUACAGUUAUUGUAUUUGAAAGGAAUCUGAUCCUUUCAAAUAAACAUGGUGUAUAUUGUUCUUACUGGACUAUUUCGGUGGUGUAAAUAAUAAAUACCUUUUCUUAAAACAUUGGUUACCAGCUUUAUAUUAUCGCAAGUAUUUUGCCUUUUUGUUGUAUCACCAAAAAAAAAAAAAAAUGGGUGCAGGCAAGGAC
This is a messenger RNA of Trichechus manatus latirostris (Florida manatee), 2933 nucleotides long. It is a transcript of the gene UBLCP1, whose product is annotated as ubiquitin like domain containing CTD phosphatase 1. Gene Ontology annotation, cellular component: nucleus. NCBI's taxonomy places the organism in Eukaryota, Metazoa, Chordata, Mammalia, Sirenia, Trichechidae. The coding region runs from base 783 to 1739 and encodes 318 amino acids. The transcript has 10 exons. Gene Ontology annotation, molecular function: protein binding; protein serine/threonine phosphatase activity. Gene Ontology annotation, biological process: protein dephosphorylation. The record is from RefSeq and is a predicted model, not a curated record.